This is a messenger RNA of Lactuca saligna, 270 nucleotides long. NCBI's taxonomy places the organism in Eukaryota, Viridiplantae, Streptophyta, Magnoliopsida, Asterales, Asteraceae. The record is from the annotation of a GenBank genome assembly.
AUGUUACCUAAAAGCGACAACCCAAAAAGAAAAACAGUGGUUCGCCAUGGUCUACAGACGCCGCCUAGGACAGAUGGUAGCUUCCGAUGGUCACAGCGGCGAGGGAGAAACGAAGAAGAUGGAGAUGGUAGUGGAGCAGGUGGAAAAACCCUCAAACCUAGAUCGCCACUUCAAGCAUACCGCCCUCCUAAUGAAAUCAAUUUGAGGCAUGAAGAAAUCGAUUUCAGGUGUUACAAGGAGUCUAGAGGAGGUUGUUUGGUUUUGCUUUAA